AUGGCAAUAAUUGUGACUAUUUCGGUUUUUAGUCAUAUUAAAUCAGAAGACUACAUCGAAAUAACUGUUCGAUUAGCAACUCAUGCUAUAUUAGGACAAUGCAACGUAGCUAUUAAAAGCAUCGAAAGUUCGUCUUAUAAUAUAUCUAAUGAAUCUAAAACUUCUGAAAUUUUCAGAGAGCCAAUUGCACUUAUAGUGUCUGCGAUUUCGUGUCAGAAUGACUUAAUAAAAUCCAAUGUUCUUAAAUGUUAUGGAUUAAAAUUACCUUUUUCUAAUGAAUUGCACGAUGAUAUUUAUUUGUCUGUAGCUAUUUGUAAUGGAGAACGCCCACAAGCUAAUGGAAAUGUAGUUAUACCUAAAUGUUAUAAAGAAUUAAUGGUAAAAUGUUGGGAUAAUAAUCCAUCAAAUAGACCAAAUAUUAAUGAAUUAUAUGAAAUAUUAAGAGGAUGGUAUCUUGCUGGAAUAAAUGAUAAUCAAUUUAAGGAUGCAAAUAAUAGCAAAAACAAUAAUGUUAAAACCUUUAAUCCACUUAAGCAACCGCCAUGGAAUAGUGAAUUUAUAUCAACUAUGCAUAUAACAGAUGAAAUUCCUGAACAAACGAAUACCAGGAACGGAAUGAUAGCUACGAAAUGUGCUUAUGUUAAACCAGGAAUGGAUGCAUCAGUGGAUUAUAUUCAAAGUUUUGAAAGCUUAAAACUUUUAUAG
This is a messenger RNA of Dentiscutata erythropus, 705 nucleotides long. The record is from the annotation of a GenBank genome assembly. Lineage: Eukaryota; Fungi; Glomeromycota; Glomeromycetes; Diversisporales; Gigasporaceae.